Messenger RNA from Drosophila ficusphila, 14474 nucleotides. It is a transcript of the gene kug, whose product is annotated as fat-like cadherin-related tumor suppressor homolog. Gene Ontology annotation, molecular function: calcium ion binding. Bases 258 to 14357 code for a protein of 4699 amino acids. Gene Ontology annotation, cellular component: plasma membrane. The record is from RefSeq and is a predicted model, not a curated record. Lineage: Eukaryota; Metazoa; Arthropoda; Insecta; Diptera; Drosophilidae. The transcript is spliced from 22 exons. Gene Ontology annotation, biological process: homophilic cell-cell adhesion.
AGAGAGAUAGGGAGAGGGCGAUCGUAGUUAAUGGUGCAUAUGUACAUGCAGCUGUCAAUUAGUGUAUAAAUCCGCGUUAGCUCCAGAAUUCGGUGAUGAAUGGAAAUGAAUGAAAAUCAAAACCAAUGAAAGUGUGCUUCGCAGCAAUAACGAACAACCAACGAAAACAACCAGUGUUAGUCAUUUUCAGCAAAUUUGUGUGCACAGUGAAUUCAACUUUAAAUUAUAAAGGAUAUUAUGUGAAAUAAGUGCAGUAUAUGUUUACUAUGAAGAUUAAAAAAUAUGUAACUCCUGUAAAAAGAAAAGCUUUCAACAUACUCCAAUGGAUUUCACUACUGUGUAGUCUAUGUCUAAUCGCCACUGUACAAAGCAAAUCCGAUGACAAACACACAGCGACCCUCGAAUAUAGACUAGAGAAUCAAUUUGAGAAUCUGUACAGAUUUAGCCAUAAUGUAUAUAACGUUACCAUACCAGAAAAUAGUCUGGGAAAGACUUACGCUAAGGGAGUAUUGCAUGAAAGACUGGCCGGCAUGAGAGUUGGCUUGAACUCAGAGGUUAAGUAUAGGAUAAUAAGCGGCGAUAAGGAUAAGCUAUUCAAAGCCGAGGAGAAACUGGUCGGAGACUUUGCCUUCUUAGCUAUUCGAACUCGGACAAAUAACGUUGUGCUAAACCGAGAGAAAACCGAGGAAUACGUAAUCAGAGUAAAAGCACAUGUACAUUUGCACGACCGAAAUAUAUCAAGCUAUGAAACGGAGGCGAACAUUCACAUCAAGGUACUGGAUCGGAAUGACCUGAGUCCGCUGUUCUACCCAACCCAGUACACGGUGGUUAUUCCAGAGGACACUCCCAAGUAUCAGAGUAUCCUUAAGGUCACCGCCGACGAUGCCGAUCUCGGGAUCAACGGGGAGAUCUACUACAGUCUCCUGAUGGACAGCGAAUACUUCGCCAUCCAUCCAACGACAGGUGAAAUUACCCUGCUGCAGCAGCUCCAAUAUGCGGAGAACUCGCACUUUGAGCUCACUGUACUGGCCUACGACCGGGGAUCCUGGGUGAACCACCAGAACCACCAGGCGAGCAAGGCAAAGGUCAGCAUUUCGGUGAAACAGGUUAACUUUUACGCUCCGGAAAUGUUCACGAAAACAUUCUCAAGCGUGACGCCAACUUCGAACCCCUUGAUUUAUGGAAUCGUUCGAGUCAAUGACAAGGACAUCGGAGUGAACGGCAAUAUUGGACGGUUGGAGAUAGUCGACGGCAAUCCGGAUGGCACGUUUCUUUUGAAGGCGGCGGAGACCAAGGACGAGUACUACAUCGAGUUGAAUAAGUUCGCGCAUUUGAGCGAGCAGCACUUUAUUUACAACCUAACUUUGCGAGCAGAAGAUCUGGGAACUCCCCGUCGAUUCUCCUACAAAUCCGUUCCGAUCCAGAUAAAGCCGGAGAGCAAGAACAUUCCCAUAUUCACGCAGGAAAUCUACGAGGUCUCCAUUCCAGAAACGGCCCCUAUAAAUAUGCCCGUGAUAAGGCUGAAGGUGAGCGAUCCGGAUUUGGGUAAGAACGCGCUGGUCUAUCUGGAAAUCGUGGGUGGGAACGAGGGGGAUGAGUUCCGGAUUAAUCCCGAUUCCGGGAUGCUGUACACCGCCAAGCAGCUGGAUGCCGAAAGCAAAUCCAGCUACACCCUCACCGUUUCCGCCAUCGAUCAAGCGAACGUGGGCUCUCGAAAACAGUCAUCGGCUAAGGUGAAAAUCAGCGUACAGGACAUGAAUGACAACGAUCCCAUUUUCGAGAACGUGAAUAAGGUGAUUGCCAUCAACGAGAACAACUUGGCCGGCUCGUUCGUGGUGAAACUCACGGCCAAAGACAGGGAUUCCGGUGAAAACUCGUACAUAUCGUAUAGCAUUGCCAAUCUGAACACGGUGCCUUUCGAAAUCGAUCACUUCAGCGGAAUAGUUAAGACCACGUCCCUGAUCGAUUUCGAGACAAUGAAGCGCAACUACGAGCUGAUUAUCCGAGCUUCGGAUUGGGGUCUUCCCUACCGAAGGCAGACGGAGGUGAAGUUGUCCAUCGUGGUCAAGGAUAUCAACGAUAAUCGACCGCAGUUCGAACGGGUUAAUUGCUUUGGCAAGGUCACCAAAUCGGCGCCAAUGGGCACCGAGGUUUUCGUUACUUCGGCAAUUGAUUUCGAUGCCGGCGACAUUAUUUCCUAUCGACUGAGCGAUGGCAACGAGGACGGCUGCUUCAACUUGGAUCCCACCUCGGGUUCCCUGUCCAUAUCCUGUGACCUGAAGAAAACCUCCCUAACGAAUCGAAUUCUCAAAGUUUCUGCCACUGACGGCACUCAUUUUUCCGACGAACAAAUAAUCAAUGUGCACCUAAUGCCCGAGGAUUUGGGUGGCGAUGCUGGAUUGAUGCAUGGCUACGGAUCUUUCGAGUGCCGCGAAACCGGAGUGGCCAGAAGGCUAGCGGAAUCAUUGGCUCUGGCCGAGAAAAACAAUGUGAAGAGUGUGUUGCCAUCGGUUUUCAGUGAUUUAUCCCUAACACCCAGUCGAUAUGGCCAAAAUGUGCAUCGUCCUGAGUUCGUUAACUUUCCACAAGAACUUUCCAUCAAUGAAAGUGUCCAGUUGGGCGAGACAGUGGCUUGGAUUGAAGCCAAAGACCGAGAUUUGGGCUACAAUGGCAAGCUGGUGUUUGCCAUUUCCGACGGGGACUACGAUUCGGUUUUUCGCAUUGAUCCCGACCGCGGGGAACUCCAGAUCAUCGGGUACUUGGAUAGAGAGCGUCAGAACGAGUACGUCCUGAAUAUAACGGUGUACGAUUUGGGCAACCCAACCAAGUCGAUGUCGAAAAUGCUGCCGAUAACCAUUCUCGAUGUGAACGAUAACCGACCAGUUAUCCAGAAGACCCUGGCCACUUUCCGGCUGACGGAGAGUGCGAGGAUCGGAACCGUGGUGCACUGCAUCCAUGCCACGGAUGCGGAUACGGGGGUCAAUGCCCAGGUGACCUACGCUCUGUCGGUGGAGUGCAGUGACUUCACGGUCAACGCGACCACGGGAUGCAUUCGGCUGAACAGGCCACUCGAUCGCGAGAAGCAGGAUAGCUAUGCCCUCCACAUAACGGCCAAGGAUGGCGGCAAUCCGGUGCUCUCCUCGGAGGCUCUGGUCUACGUUCUGGUGGACGACGUCAACGACAAUGCCCCCGUCUUCGGAGUCCAGGAGUACAUAUUUAAGGUGCGCGAGGAUCUGCCCCGCGGAACAGUGUUGGCCGUGAUCGAAGCCGUGGACGAGGACAUUGGACCGAAUGCCGAGAUCCUCUUCUCACUGAAAGAGGAGACCCAGGACGAGGAGCUCUUCAGGAUCGACAAGCACACCGGGGCAAUACGAACGCAGGGAUAUCUGGACUACGAGAACAAGCAAGUGCACAACCUCAUUGUCAGUGCCAUCGAUGGUGGGGAUCCGUCCUUAACCUCGGACAUGUCCAUUGUGAUUGUGAUCAUCGACGUCAACGAGAACCGAUUCGCUCCCGAGUUCGACGACUUCGUGUACGAGGGCAGGAUAAAGGAGAACAAGCCCAAGGGGACGUUCGUCAUGAAUGUCACUGCCCGGGAUUUGGAUACGGUGGACCUCAACUCGAAGAUCACGUAUUCCAUCACAGGUGGCGAUGGCUUGGGAAUCUUCGCGGUCAAUGACCAAGGUUCAAUAACUUCCUUAUCUCAACUCGACGCGGAGACGAAAAACUUUUACUGGCUGACUCUGUGUGCGCAGGAUUGCGCAAUUGUCCCCCUCAGCAAUUGUGUUGAGGUCUAUAUCGAAGUGGAAAACGAAAAUGAUAACAUUCCGCUGACAAGCAAACCUGUCUAUUAUGUUAACGUAACGGAAGCAAGUGCGGAAAACGUCGAGAUCAUAACCCUGAAUGCAGUAGAUCCAGAUAUAGACCCCACACAGACCCUUACAUACAACAUCGUAUCGGGAAACUUGGUCGGCUACUUUGAAAUCGAUUCAAAAACAGGAGUGAUUAAAACCACUGAGCGAAAGUUGGACAGAGAAAAUCAAGCGGAACAUAUUUUGGAGGUGUCUAUAUCUGAUAAUGGAUCGCCUGUAUUAUCGUCCACCUCGCGAAUUGUGGUGUCAGUUCUCGAUAUUAAUGAUAAUAGUCCAGAGUUUGACCAACGGGUUUAUAAAGUGCAAGUUCCCUCUUCAGCCACUGUCAAUCAAUCGAUUUUUCAGGUUCAUGCUAUCGACAGCGAUAGCGGUGAAAACGGAAGAAUUACCUACUCCAUAAAAUCGGGGAAGGGUAAAAACAAAUUUCGCAUUGACAGCCAAAGAGGUCACAUUCACAUAGCCAAGCCAUUGGAAUCCGACAAUGAGUUUGAGAUCCACAUCAAGGCUGAGGACAACGGCAUUCCUAAGAAGAGUCAAACUGCUAGAGUUAAUAUAGUUGUAGUUCCUGUAAAUCCCAACUCGAAGAACGCACCAUUGAUAGUGAAGAGAAAGUCGUCGGAUAAUGUCGUUGAUCUGACGGAAAACGACAAACCAGGAUUCUUGGUCACUCAAAUUUUGGCUGUUGAUGAUGAUAAUGACCAGUUGUGGUACAACAUUUCCAAUGGCAACGAGGAAAACACUUUCUAUAUUGGCCAGGAUAACGGAAACAUUUUACUUUCGAAGUAUUUGGACUAUGAAACGAAAAGUUCUUACAAUUUGACCAUAAGCGUGACUGAUGGCACCUUCACCUCCUUCACAAAUCUCUUGGUUCAAGUGAUCGAUAUAAAUGAUAAUCCCCCACAAUUCGCCAAGGAUGCCUACCAUGUGAAUAUAUCCGAGAACAUCGAGGAGGAGUCGGUUAUAAUGCAACUCCAUGCCACGGACCGCGAUGAAGAUAAGAAGCUCUUCUAUCACCUGCACGCCACUCAGGAUCCUUCCUCCUUGGCCCUGUUUCGUAUUGACUCCAUAAGUGGAAAUGUGAUUGUCACGCAGAGAUUGGACUUCGAGAAAACCGCGCAGCACAUACUCAUCGUGUUCGUUAAAGACCAAGGAGCUCCAGGGAAAAGAAACUACGCCAAGAUCAUUGUAAAUGUGCACGACCACAAUGACCAUCAUCCGGAGUUCACGGCGAAGAUUAUUCAGAGCAAGGUGCCCGAGAGUGCUGCGAUUGGCUCCAAGUUGGCCGAGGUGAGAGCCAUUGACCGCGAUAGUGGCCACAAUGCUGAGAUUCAGUACUCGAUCAUCACGGGCAAUGUGGGCAGUGUGUUCGAGAUCGAUCCGACUUUUGGUGUGAUCACAUUGGCCGGCAGCUUGAACAUCAACAAGAUCCAGGAGUAUAUGCUUCAAGUUAAGGCCGUAGAUCUGGGCAGCCCGCCUCUGUCGUCGCAGAUACCCGUGCACAUCAUUGUCACCAUGUCGGAGAACGAUCCCCCAAAGUUCUCCACCGACAAUAUUGCCAUUGAGAUAUUCGAAAACCUUGGCAUCGGAACGUUUGUAACCCAAGUCACCGCUCGGUCCUCAUCCUCCAUAUUCUUCAAUAUCAUUUCCGGCAACAUCAACGACAGCUUUCGCAUAAACCCCUCCACUGGAGUUAUUGUAAUCAAUGGAAACAUCGACUACGAGCAAAUCAAGGUAUUCAACCUUACGGUUAAGGGAACCAACAUGGCGGCCGAGUCAUCCUGCCAGAAUAUAAUAAUACAUAUCCUAGACGCUAACGAUAAUAUUCCGUAUUUCGUUCAAAAUGAAUACGUGGGAACAUUAUCUGAAUCGGCUGCAAUCGGAUCUUACGUACUCAAAGUACAUGAUUCAUCUAAAGAUCAUUUAACAUUACAAGUAAGGGAUGCUGAUGUUGGCGUAAAUGGAAUGGUUGAAUACCACAUAAAUGACGAUCUGGCCAAGAAUGUUUUCAAAAUUGACUCCACAACGGGAGCAAUUGAACUUUUAAGUCACUUGGACUACGAAACAAAUGCUGGCUAUACUUUUGAUGUUACGGUUAGUGAUAUGGGGAAACCCAAACUACAUUCCACAACAACAGCACACGUCACAAUUCGUGUGAUUAAUGUUAACGAUUGUCCUCCAGUAUUUAAUGAAAGAGAACUCAAUGUAACAUUGUUCCUUCCGACUUUUGAAAAUGUGUUUGUUGCACAAAUUAAUGCCAAGGAUGCUGAUAACGAUACUUUGCGAUUCGACAUUGUGGAUGGAAAUAUGAACGAAUGUUUCCAAAUUGAGAAGUACACUGGCAUAAUAACAACAAGAAAUUUCGAAAUUCUGAAUAAUGAAAAUGAUAGGGAUUAUACACUGCAUGUUCGUGCCUCCGACGGAAUAUUCUCUGCCAUUUUAAUAGUAAAGAUUAAGGUUCUGUCUGCCAUUGACUCAAACUUUGCAUUCCAAAGGGAAUCCUACAGAUUUUCGGCAUUUGAAAACAACACCAAAGUGGCGACCAUUGGAUUGGUUAAUGUGGUGGGAAACUCUCUCAACGAAAAUGUUGAGUACCGCAUUCUGAAUCCCACGAAGUUGUUUGACAUUGGAAUCAGCUCCGGAGCUCUGAAAACUACAGGCGUUAUUUUCGAUCGCGAAGCUCAAGAUUUGUAUAAGCUUUUCGUUGAGGCCAAGUCGUUGCUGUUCAAUGGAUUGAAUUCGAAUGUUCGCAGAGCUGUUACCUCGGUUUACAUAUCCGUUUUGGAUGUUAAUGACAACUGCCCUUUAUUUGUGAAUAUGCCUUACUACGCCACUGUUUCAAUAGACGAUCCCAAAGGAACGAUUAUAAUGCAAGUUAAGGCCAUCGAUUUGGAUAGUGGAGAAAAUGGUGAGGUUCGCUAUGAGUUAAAAAAGGGAAACGGUGAGUUGUUCAAGUUGGACAGGAAGACCGGAGAGUUAUCCAUAAAGCAACAUGUGGAGGGACACAAUCGAAACUACGAGUUAACAGUGGCAGCUUAUGAUGGCGCCAUUACUCCCUGUUCCUCAGAAGCUCCACUUCAAGUUAAGGUAAUUGAUCGUUCGAUGCCCGUGUUUGAGAAACAGUUCUACUCUGUGAGCGUCAAGGAAGAUGUGGAAAUGUAUUCGGCCCUUUCCGUUUCCAUCGAAGCCGAAAGUCCCUUGGGAAGGAAUCUAAUUUACACCAUCUCCUCGGACAGUCAAUCCUUUGAAAUUGAUUACAAUACAGGAUCAAUCUUUGUGGUCAAUGAGCUGGACUACGAACAAAUGAGCAGCCAUGACGUUUCAAUUCGGGCCACCGACAGUCUUUCUGGAGUUUAUGCUGAAGUCGUUCUAUCUGUUGCCAUUAUCGAUGUCAAUGACUGCUAUCCAGAGAUCGAAAGUGAUAUCUACAACAUAACCAUUCCGGAAAACUCUUCAUUUGGAACACAAAUUUUAAAGAUUAAUGCGACUGACAAGGACUCUGGAGCAAAUGCAAAACUUUCCUAUUAUAUUGAGUCCAUAAAUGGCCAAAACAAUUCCGAACUCUUCUACAUCGAUGUCUCGGAUGGAAACCUAUAUUUGAAGACUCCCCUGGACUUUGAACAAACGAAGUACCAUCAUAUAGUUGUUAAUGUAAAGGACCAUGGCUCACCAUCACUUAGUUCCCGCUCAAAUAUUUUUAUAACUGUUAAAGACUUGAACGAUAACCCUCCAUGCUUUGUUGAGCCUUCCUAUUUCACCAAGUUAUCAGUGGCAGCUGUUCGUGGCCAAUUUGUGGCUCUACCAAAAGCAUACGAUAAAGAUAUUUCCGACACUGAUUCGCUGGAAUACAAAAUCGUUUACGGAAACGAGCUGCAAACUUAUAGCAUUAAUAAGCUAACAGGAGUAAUAUCCCUACAGAACAUGUUAAACUUCACCGAUAAAAGUAGCACAGUCUUGAAUAUUUCCGUAUCCGAUGGGGUUCACACGGCGUAUGCGCGUUUAAAAAUAUCUUUGCUACCAGAAAACGUUUACAGUCCGCAGUUUGAGAGGAGCAACUACGAGGCACAAAUUCCAGAAAACCUGUUGCAUGGUCACAACAUAAUUACGGUAAAAGCAACCGAUGGAGAUUUCGGCACGUACUCGAGCCUUUACUACGAAAUAGUUUCCGAAGAAAUGAAAAAAUUCUUUCUGAUCGACCGAUCGACGGGUGUAAUAACCUCAAAAGUGACCUUUGACCGCGAGAAGAGGGACGAGUACAUGGUGCUAUUGAAGGUGUCCGAUGGAGGCGGAAAGUUUGGUUUUGCCACCCUCAAAGUCAUUGUGGUUGACGUAAACGAUAACGUUCCCUAUUUCCUGUUGAAGGAGUACAAGAUUGUGAUCAGCACAACAACGGAAGCUAAUAGCACAAUCUUAACGGUCAAGGCCAAGGAUGAUGAUAUUAACGAAAAUGGAUCUGUCCACUACCAGAUUGUUCAGAAGUCUAACGAUGCGGCAUCCAAAGAUGUGAUAGAAAUUAAUGAAAACACUGGGGACAUUGUCCUGAAGCAAGAUGCCGCAUCCUUUGGAGUGGGCUCCUUUCAGUUUUUCGUUCGGGCUUCCGAUGGAGGAGAACCCCAGUUCUACUCGGAAGUUCCCGUGUCGAUCGAAAUCAUCGACACAGAUUCCAGCAUUCCUAUUUUCGAGAAGUCCUCAAUCCUGCUCAAGAUCAUUGAGUCUACGCCGCCGGGAACCGUGCUCACCAAGCUGCACACGAUCGGAAAUUUUACAUUUAAGUUCUCGAUUGCAGCGGAACAGGAUCUCUUCAUAAUAUCCGACAGUGGCGAACUGAUCCUCCAGCAAACCCUGGACAGGGAGCAACAGGAGUCGCACAAUUUGAUUGUGGUGGCGGAAACUGCCACGGUUCCGGUUUUAUUUGCCUACGCUGAUGUUUCCAUCGAAGUGCGGGAUGAAAACGACAACUAUCCCAAGUUCGACAACACUUUCUACAGCGCGAGUGUUGCGGAGAACAGCGAAAAGGUGAUCUCGUUGGUGAAAGUAUCUGCAACGGAUGCUGACACCGGGCCAAAUGGGGAUAUUCGAUACUAUCUGGAAAGUGAUACGGAAAACAUUCAAAACAUCUUCGACAUCGACAUCUACUCGGGCUGGAUAACCCUGCUGACUUCACUGGACAGAGAGGUUCAAUCCGAAUAUAACUUCAAAGUGAUUGCUGCCGACAAUGGUCAUCCCAAACACGAUGCAAAAGUACCUGUAACUAUAAAAAUUGUAGACUAUAAUGACAAUGCACCGGCAUUCAAAUUGCCCAUCGAAAGACUUUCGGUUCUCGAGAACGCACUGCCUGGCACAGUAUUAGUUAAUCUGCUCCUCAUCGAUCCGGAUAUCGAGAAACAGGAGAUGGACUUCUUCAUCGUUUCCGGGGACAAACAAGCCCAGUUCCAGAUUGGCAAGAGCGGAGAGCUGUUCAUUGCCAAGCCAUUGGACCGCGAACAGAUCGUGUUCUACAACCUAAGCAUCAUUGCAACUGAUGGAAAAUUCACUGCCAAAGCGAAUGUUGAAGUAGAUGUAAAAGACAUAAACGACAAUACGCCUUACUGCCUAAAGCCUCGCUAUCAUAUCGCCACAAACGAAUCAAUCUCGAUUGGAACCACACUGGUCGAAGUCAAGGCCGUUGACUUCGACUUGCAGAGCAAACUACGCUUUUAUUUAUCCGGGAAAGGUGCAGACGAUUUCACCAUUGGAAAGGAAAGUGGAAUCCUUAAGGUGGCCAACUCGCUGGAUCGGGAAACCACUCCGAAGUACAAGUUGGUGGCACACGUCCAGGAUGGCAAGGACUUCACCCAGGAGUGCUUCUCCGAGGUAAUCAUCACAGUGAAUGAUAUAAAUGACAAUACACCGGUUUUCUCAAUGGCCCAGUACCGAGUGAGUGUACCCGAGGAUGCUCAACUGAAUACUUUGAUCACGAAAGUGCACGCAAUGGAUAAGGAUUUCGGUGUAAAUAGACAAAUCAAGUACUCUCUGAUGGGCGAAAAUCAUGAUUACUUUAAGAUCUCCAAAUCGACUGGUAUCAUAAGGCUGGACAAGAAUCUCGAUCGCGAAACUAUUUCGUUGUUUAACCUGACCGUCAAGGCGGAGGAUUGCGGCAUUCCGAAACUACAUUCCAUUGCCACGGUGGCUGUGAACAUAUUGGACAUCAACGACAAUCCACCGGAGUUCAGUAUGCGGCAGUAUUCCUGCAAGAUUCUGGAGAACGCUCCCCAUGGCACAGAGGUCUGCAAAGUGUUUGCUGCUUCGAUAGACAUUGGUGUCAAUGCGGAUAUUCACUACUUCAUAAUGAGUGGCAACGAGCAGGGAAAAUUCAGAAUGGAUUCCCUCACCGGCGAGUUGUCGCUGAAUGCCACGUUGGACUACGAAAUGUCAAAGUUUUACUUUCUGACCAUUCAGGCCAUCGAUGGCGGAACUCCACCGCUCAGCAACAACGCCUAUGUGAACGUAUCCAUUCUGGACAUCAACGACAACAGUCCCAAGUUCCUGCAGAACUUUUACAGAGUUAAUGUAAAUGAAGAUAUUUCGGUGGGUUCCAGGAUUCUGGAUGUCAAGGCCACCGAUGAAGACUCCGGUGUAAACGGACUUGUGACCUACAACAUCGAAAGGGGUGACAACAUCGGUCAGUUCUCGAUCGAUGAGAAAAACGGAACGAUCAGGGUGUCAAGACCUCUGGACAGGGAGACCAUCUCCCACUACGACCUAGAAAUCCAAGCCUGCGAUCAGGGAGUUCCUCAGAGCUGCAACAGUGUGCCCGUGAAGGUGAACAUCUCGGACACCAACGACAAUGCGCCGCUCUUCUCCAGCGCCAAUUACAGUGUUGUGCUGCAGGAGAACCGACCCCUGGGGUACGUCUUCCUCACUUUCAAGGUAUCAGAUGCAGACGAACCGCCGAACACCACUCCCUAUACCUUUGAUAUUCGCUCUGGCAAUGAGGGCGGACUCUUCCGACUGGAGAAGGAUGGUUCGUUGGGCACUGCCUCGCGAUUCAAUCACAACCUCCAGGAUGAGUUUGUGAUCCAAGUGCGUGUCUUCGACAAUGGCACACCCCCACUGUACUCCGAUGCCUGGGUGGUGGUGAAGAUAAUCGAGGAGAGUCAGUAUCCUCCCAUAGUCACUCCUCUGGAGGUGACCAUCAAUUCGUUCGAGGACGACUUCUCUGGCGCUUUUAUCGGGAAGGUCCACGCCUCCGAUCAGGACAAGUACGACGAGCUGAACUUCGGUUUGGUGUCCGGUCCCGAGGACAUGUAUCAGAGCUCCAAGUUGUUCAACAUUUCCAGCAAGACCGGAAAGAUCUACGCCAUAUCCAACCUGGACAUCGGGCUGUAUAAGCUGAACGUAUCUGUUUCGGAUGGGAAGUACCACGUCUUCUCCAUUGUGAGGAUCAAUGUGGAACUCGUCACGAGUGAAAUGCUCAAAGAAUCGGUUGUGAUUCGGUUCAGCAGGGUCUCUGCAUCCGAGUUCCUGCUUAGUCACAGGAAGACCUUCAUGCGCUCCAUUCGCAACAUCAUGCGCUGCCGCCAAAAGGACGUGAUCCUGAUCACUCUGCAGUCGGAAUCCCCCAGACGCUCGGCCACCAACCGAUAUGUCAGGUCCAUUGAGUCCGAUUUGAAUGUGGUGUUCGCCGUGCGGAAGCAGCAGAUCAUACCCGAUUCCGAUGAGUUCUUCACCAGCGACGAGAUACGGCAAACCCUGGUCGAGAAGAAGAACGAGAUCGAGAACGAAACCAACUUGGUCGUGGAGGAGGUGCUGCCCUCCAGCUGCCAGAGCAAGCAGAACUCCUGUGUGCACGGCGAGUGCAAGCAGAUCCUGCGGAUCCAGAAGAACAACGUGACCACGACCUUCACGGAUGUGAUCAGCUUUGCAGCUCCGUCCUACAACCAGGUGAACCGGUGCGUCUGCCGGCCGGGAUUCGAUGGCAAGCACUGCAACGAGACGGUGAAUGCCUGCUCCACGGAUCCCUGCUCGCCGCAGAGGAUCUGCAUGCCGUCCGGAUCGGCUGUGGGCUAUCAGUGCGUGUGCCCCAAGGGAUACUCGGGCACCUACUGCGAGCGAAAGUCCUCGAAGUGCAGCAACGAAUCCUGUGACAUUGGCCAGUUCACCGCCGUUUCCUUUGGCGGCAAGAGCUAUGCCCACUACAAGAUCAACAAGGUGAAGGCGAAGUUCACGCUGGAGAACGAGUUCUCCUACUCCCUGCAGAUCCGUACUGUCCAGCAGACUGGCACCCUGUUGUAUGCCAGUGGGAAGGUGGACUACAACAUCCUGGAGAUCAUCAAUGGAGCGGUUCAGUAUCGUUUCGAUUUGGGCUCGGGCGAGGGCGUCAUCAGUGUGUCGAGCAUCAACAUCUCCGACGGCGAGUGGCACUUCAUCAGUCUGGAGCGAUCCCUGAACAGUGCCAAGCUGAUGGUGGACAACAAGCAUGUCUCGCACGGCAGUGCUCCGGGUGUGAAUGGCAUACUGAACAUCCAGUCGAACGACAUCUUCGUGGGCGCGGAGGUGCGACCACAUCCCUCGAUAAUCGGCUACGAGGACAUCCAACGGGGUUUUAUCGGCUGCAUGGCGAACAUCAAGAUUGCCAAGGAGUCGCUGCCACUGUACAUUUCCGGCGGAAGCACCAUUGCCGCUCUGAAGAGAUUCACCAACGUGGAGUUCAAGUGCGAUCCCUCGAAUGUGCUGGUGCGACUGGGCAUCUGCGGAUCGCAGCCGUGUGCCAAUAGUGGCAUCUGCAAGGAACUGGACACCGAUGUGUUCGAGUGCGCCUGCCAGCCGCGAUACUCCGGCAAGCAUUGCGAAAUCGAUCUGGAUCCGUGUUCGUCGGGACCCUGUUUGUUUGGGGGAAGGUGCGACUACCACGGACCCAACAACUACAGCUGCACGUGUCCGAUCCACUUGAGCGGCAGGCGGUGCGAGUACGGCAAGUUCUGCACUCCGAAUCCGUGCAAGAACGGCGGCAUUUGCGAGGAGGGCGACGGCAUCUCGCACUGCAUGUGCCGCGGUUACACGGGACCCACCUGCGAGAUCGAUGUGGACGAGUGCGAGAACCAGCCGUGCGGCAAUGGAGCCACCUGCAUCAACGAGCCCGGCAGCUUCAGGUGCAUCUGCCCCUCCUACCUCACGGGAGCCAGCUGCGGAGAUCCCCUGUACUCGAAUUCCAUUUCCACCAAACUGAAGAACUUCUCCAUCGAGCACAUAAGCGGAAUCAUUUCGGGCGUGGCCGUGGUGCUGGUGAUCAUCAGCUGUGUCCUCUGCUGCGUGGUGAUCAAGAGGAACUCCUCCUCGAAGCGCAGGAACAGACUGGAGAAGGACAAGAACAAGCCCUCGUACAAGGAGGCGAAUCUCAACUCGCUGGUGGACAAGGACAACUACUGCAAACCGAACGUAAAGCUGAGUAACUUGGAAGUCAACCAGCGGCCAAUUAGCUACACUGCUGCCCCGAAUGACAACCUCUUCCUGAGCAAUAGGAACUUCGUGAACAACUUGGACAUGUUGCGCAGCUAUGGUUCUGCCGGCGAUGAACUGGAAAAUGUGCCAUUCGAGUACCAGAAGGUGAACCGAAACAAGCAGCACGUGAACAUCAACACCUAUCACUCUGCGGAAACGGAUAAUGCCUACAAGCAGGAAUGGUGCGAGCAGAUGCAUCUGAGAACCUUUAGUGAGAACAAACUGAACAAUGAACUCAAAAGGGACUUCGGACCAUCAGUUAGCCGCUUCUCAACUGGCAAACUAAUCCAAGUUGAAAUGCCAAACGUGUGCCACUCUUCCAGUGCGAAUUUCGUUGAUUACUCGGCACUUGCCAAUGGCCAGUAUCACUGGGACUGCUCCGACUGGGUUCGCAAAAGCCAUAACCCCUUGCCAGAUAUAACCGAAGUUCCUGGAGCGGAAAUAGCCGACUCGUCGAGCCUGCACAGCAACGAUAGCAACGAGUCCAAGUCGAAGAAGGCCUUUUUCGUUCACAGAGAAGACGGAGAUGUGGAUCCGACCAGGGAUAUUGCUGCACUGAACGAGGACAUCGGAUCGGAAUAUUUGGACUCGGAGGCGGAGAGUUGCUUGGAGCCGUUUAUGUUGCCGAGAUCAAGUAAUCAGCCACUUUCAAGACUGAGUUCUUUUAAUAAUAUCGAGAAUGAAGACUAUAAAUCAAAUACAGUGCCUUUACCGUCGAAAGUUAGUCAUUCGUGCAAAGUAUAUUUAAGACAUCCUGAUUCGUAUUUACCCACGAUGCAUUUUCCAAGUGAAACGGAUGGGGAAAGCUCUAUGACCGAGGGGCCGAUUUCGAGAAAGGAAAUGAAAGCCAGAAGGACGAUAAGUGAAAAUUCAGAGGAGGCAUACCUAUUUCCAUGUGCUGUAGGAGAAAUUGGUUCCAACAGCAAUAUUUCGGUUCGACUGUGUGAAAUUGAAGAUUCUGAGUUGGAAGAGUUUUUACCACAACCACAACAACAGACAAACAAUUAAAUGACAUGCUUAAUAUAUAAGAACUACAUUUUACACAAAUUAUUUGACUUCGUUAGAUACUAUUUUCCAUAGGAAAAACUUUGGUUAUAUAUUUUCAAUAAAAAAUACAUAAAUAUA